This is a messenger RNA of Lutra lutra (Eurasian river otter), 4824 nucleotides long. It is a transcript of the gene ADAP2, whose product is annotated as ArfGAP with dual PH domains 2. Gene Ontology annotation, molecular function: GTPase activator activity; phosphatidylinositol bisphosphate binding. NCBI's taxonomy places the organism in Eukaryota, Metazoa, Chordata, Mammalia, Carnivora, Mustelidae. The transcript is spliced from 10 exons. Bases 116 to 1342 code for a protein of 408 amino acids. Gene Ontology annotation, cellular component: intracellular membrane-bounded organelle; plasma membrane. The record is from RefSeq and is a predicted model, not a curated record. Gene Ontology annotation, biological process: positive regulation of GTPase activity.
CGGGAGGCGGUGGAGCAGCGUCACUCUUCACCUGCCCGCGCGAGCUCAGCACCCUGGGCGGUCGGCGGGCUAGGGGGCUGCAGGGCUGAGCCCCGCUGAGCCCGCCGGGCCAGCCAUGGGCGACCGCGAGCGAAACAAGAAGCGGCUGCUGGAGCUGCUGCAGGCGGCGGGCACCGGCAACGCGCACUGCGCCGACUGCGGGGCGGCGGAUCCCGACUGGGCCUCCUACAAGCUGGGCAUUUUCAUCUGCCUGAACUGCUCUGGUGUCCACCGCAACUUCCCAGACAUCAGCAAAAUUAAAUCCGUGAGACUUGACUUCUGGGAUGACAGUACUGUGGAGUUUAUGACCCACAAUGGGAACCUCCGUGUGAAGGCCAAGUACGAAGCCAGAGUCCCUGCUUUCUACUAUGUCCCCCAGGCCAACGACUGCCUGGUGUUAAAGGAACAGUGGAUUCGAGCUAAGUAUGAAAGACAGGAAUUUAUGGCCGAUGGGAAAACCACCUCACCUCCAGGAAACCGGGAAGGGUUCCUGUGGAAGCGGGGAAGGGACAAUGCACAGUUCCUGAGAAGGAAGUUUGUCCUCCUGGCAAAAGAAGGCCUCCUGAAGUACUACACUAAAGAGGAGGGUAAAGGCCCCAAAGCUGUCAUCAGCAUCAAGGACUUGAAUGCCACCUUUGAGACAGAGAAGAUAGGGAACCCCCAUGGACUGCAGAUCACCUACAGGAGAGAGGGCCACGUCAGGAACCUCUUCGUGUACCACGAGAGUGGGAAGGAGAUAGUGGACUGGUUCAAUGCCCUGCGUGCAGCCCGUCUGCACUACCUAAAAACGGCCUUUCCUGAGCUCCCUGAGUCUGAGCUCGUGCCCCUCAUCACAAGGAAGUACCUCAAACAAGGCUUCAUGGAAAAGACGGGUCCAAAGCAGAGAGAACCUUUCAAGAAAAGGUGGUUUGUCUUGGAUCCCCAGGAGCGGAGGCUGCUCUAUUACAAGAACCCACUGGAUGCCUUUGAACAGGGCCAGGUUUUUCUUGGGAGCAACGAGCAGGGGUAUGGAGUGUAUGAAGACCUGCCCAAGGGCAUCCGAGGGAACCACUGGAAAGCCGGCCUCACCAUCGUCACCCCUGAGCGGAGGUUCCUCUUCACCUGCCCCAGCGAGAAGGAGCAGAGGGAAUGGCUGGAGAGUUUUCAGGAUGUCCUCUCCCGCCCCUUGACGCCCCUCAACCUUCUCAGUAAGAUGUGCAGCCUGGGCUUUGUUCUUUCGGCCAAGGGCAGAGGGCAGAACGGAGCCUCACAGGGUUCAGCUGUGAGCCCUGAAACUGAGCUCCGGGCUCCUGACUGCUUCUAACAUUUUCUUCUCUUCCUGCCAAAGAAGAGUACAGAUGGUGCACGUUGUUGCCAGGAAGCCCUCUCUGUCCAUGCACAGCUCUUCUGUGGGGAGCUCCGCCCCGUUAGCUACCUGCGGCCCACCAGUCCCUCUCCAUGUGAGAAACCCUGGUCUGUUAUUAUUAGCUAUGGUCACACCCACUGGGCAACUUCUGGGGUCUUGGGUUCCUCUCCCCUCACAGAGGAAAGGCUAUUUUGGGUGCCCUUCUUUUCUCUGCAUCCUCCCUUCUGUCGCUGCUCUCCUGCUCCUCCUCUUCCCCCAGAUGUGUGACAAGUAGGCUUCUGUCUGCUGACAGCCAUGAGAAAAAUGAGAAGAUGUUCUGAGCGGGAGCAGGAAACUCCUGGCCCCGGGGCCUGGUUUGCGGGCACCAGGAACAAGUUCUGUGUUUGAAAAAGGACAGACCGAGGAGGAGACCCCACAGCACCCCCUUAGGAGAAACCCUUGUGUCCUUUGAGUCAGAUCAGCAUAAACACACCUGCUUUUCCCUUUCCAAAAUCUGAAAGCCAAAGAGCUUGAGAAACAGACUUGAAAGUUAGUAAAGACCGUCUGCUGGCGCUUCCUUGUCCCUGCCGGUGGGUCUGUGUAUCUGACUCUGUUUCCAUGUCUCUCUCUCUCUCUGCGCUGGCGUUUGUCCCUUCUGUCUCUCGCCGCCGUUGGUUGUUUUUUUAAUUCUGGUUCUCUGUCACUGUGCCCCUGUCCCCUUGCUGUCCCUUCUCUUCAGCAGGACUACACUGGCACGGUUAUCAUCUGAGCUCUCUUCUUGCUCCCCUGACAGCUGCAUCAUCGGAGAGUGGCCACAGCAGCAGGUGACCCACUGGCCACUGGUCACCCGGAGCUCAUGGUAGGAAGGGCAAGUUCUAACCUCAGCCUUCGUUGCCCAGCAGGCAUGCCCUGCCGUUUAGCAGCCAUGGCUGGCCAUGAACUGUGCCAAGACUGAAGCUUUGGCCUUUACCUGCUGGCUCCCUGGGCCGUCCCACAACCCAGCUUGGGGGAGUCUUGGGGAUCUGGCCCAUGUCCUCAAGGCCCCAGACUUCUGAAAUGAAAACACUGCAUCGGAGAGCCACCCACUGUGUCCUGCAAGUGGGAGGACACCCAGUGUGUCCUGCAAGCAAAAAAACUUGAUUCUGAACCAUGAAGAAGUAAUCAGACAAAUCCACACGAGGGACGUUCUAUAAAACGGCUGGUAUAAGAUAAAGCAGUGAGGAAACUGUUCCACAUUAAAGAAGAUGAAGGAGGCAACAGAGUGGAAUUUAUGAUUCUUGAUUGGAUCCUGGAUUUUGAUGCCUUUUUUUUUUUUUUUAAGAUUUUUAUUUUUCAGUAAUCUCUACACCCAACGUGGGGCUCAAACUCAUGACCCCAAGAUCAAGAGUCCCACGCUCCACCGACUGAGCCAGUCAGGUGCCCCCUGGUUUCUGGAUUUUUUAAAAAAGCAGCUAUAAAGGAUAUGAUUGAGAUACUGGGGCAAGUCUGAAUAUGGAUGCAUAUCAGCUAGUCAGAUAGUGAGACGGAUGAUUAUGUCGUAUUUGUGUAGGAGUUUGCACUUGUGCCUGUGGAUACGUGUUAAUGUAUUCAGGGGUAAAAAUGUAAUAAUUUUUAGUCUACAACUGACUCCUAAAUGGGUCAACAAAGAAUAAGUGUGUGUGUACAUGUAUAUAAAGAGAGUAUAUACAUAUAUAUAUAGUGUGUGUGUCUAUAUGGAAGACAGGAAGUACAUACACACACACACACCCAGGGAGAGAGAGAGAAAAAAAGUGAGCCGCUGUGCAAAGUGUUAGCAACUGAGGGAUCUAGAUGAAGCAGAGACGGGUCUUUGUUGUCUUACUGGUGCACAUUUUCUAGAGAUUCAAAAGUGUUCAAAUUAAACACUUGGAAGCUGGGGGAAAUUAUUAAAGAAACACCCAUUUGCACUCUUCAAAAGCAGUGUGUUUUCUACAUGAAUCAAAACAGUUCCUGGGGAAGUCUCGUCUUGGUACAGAUUUUAGAAGAAAUGAAAACCCAGAGAAUACAAAACAAACAAACAAAGGCAAACACAAAAAAAACAAAACAAUGUUCAGAUUGAUUAUUGGAAGCAAAGAAGCAAGCCAGCUCCACUGAAACCCAGGGCAGAGAGCUCUCCAGGCUGCCAGCCAGCUCUGGCCUUUCCGCAAACUCGAAAUGGUCAGAAACCUCACUUUCCCACCAACGUGCCUUGGUUUUUCUCUUUCGGAGGAGGAAAGUGUACUGACUAUUGAAAUUCCAUGGAAGCAACAAGUACUUUUGAGGUUCUCCCAGGUGCCAGGCUCUGUGCCAGGCCCUGGGAACAGGGUGGGAACCAGCUGGUCCCUGCUUACCACAGAUGACAGGCUGCUGCAAGGCCACGCUUCCAUGGGGCAGGACAGUGCCACAAGUGUUCAGGAAAGGAAGCACAAACAAUUGUGGGAGCCUGGGUUUCACCUAAAUGAGGGGGAGAGGGGCCUCCAUCCUCUCCAGAAAGUGAUGUUGAAGUGGAAACCUUAAAGAUAUUUAGAGGUAAGUCAACAGGAAGAGGAAAACACUCGUCUCAAGGAAGAAAAUGUUCAAAGGCCCUUAGGUGGGAAAGAGGAACUAAAAGAAAUCUGGAAUGGCUGAAGUGUUAGAGAAAUAGAUCACCGCUGAGGUCCCUGCUCUAUGACUCCUUCUCCUUCAGGUCACAUGCAGAGCGAUAUUUGGUAUGCUCUCUUCAUUUUGGUGGAGACCAAGAGGGUUGGGAGGGCAUUUAAUAGAGUCUCUGCUUUUUAUGGGGUUUUCCUGUGGAACCCUCAGAGGACAAGCAACAUUAUUGGAGUGUCUUUCCGGAGGCUUCCUGACAGCCCAGAUGGAGAUGGGCGUGCUUCCUCUUCUGGCCCCCAAAGCACCUUGAAAAUGUUUGUUUCAACACCUGCUGAGUUGUAUAUUAAUGGUUAAUGUACUCAUCUGCCUUUUUCACUACCUGUGAGCUCCAUCUACAGAGGAAGAAAGAAGACAGACAGUCACAAAGCUACUUGCUUGGCAUUAAGAAGGAGAGUCCAUGAUCAGAUUUGAGACUUGGGAAAACAAUGCAGCCAUGUAGAGUGUGGGAAGGAAGCAGAGAUAUCAGCGGGCAGUGUGGGGCGGGGGGCAUUGCAUGAAUCACAAGCGUCAUAGGAGAGUGUAAUUGCAGACCUGCGUCUGAGGCAGCACACCAGCUCUCCUUCCCACCUCUUCUCUCUUAAACAUCCUUCUGUUCAGAAAAGAAAGCCAUACCUCUUAUCCACCUUAAACCUUAAAAAUCAUUGGGAUGCCAGAUAGCCAAUUUGAAAUAAGAGUGACAAUUUUCCUUUAUGAAUUUUAUUUUUUUACAUUGUUCUAUACUAAAAUCGACUUAUUUUGUACUGUUCUAUAAAUUUGAAUAUAUAUAUGGAUUCCUGUAACUACCACCACAAUCAGAGUAAAGAAUGGUUACAUCA